Molecule: messenger RNA, 474 nt
Organism: Canis lupus familiaris (dog)
Lineage: Eukaryota; Metazoa; Chordata; Mammalia; Carnivora; Canidae
Gene: H4C12
Product: H4 clustered histone 12
Biological process (GO): nucleosome assembly
Cellular component (GO): nucleosome
Molecular function (GO): protein heterodimerization activity; structural constituent of chromatin; DNA binding
Source: RefSeq, marked inferred
GUCGUCGCACAGAGCGCUUGUGCCAUGUCUGGUCGCGGCAAGGGCGGGAAGGGGCUGGGCAAGGGCGGCGCCAAGCGCCACCGCAAGGUGCUGCGCGACAACAUCCAGGGCAUCACCAAGCCCGCCAUCCGGCGGCUGGCCCGGCGCGGCGGCGUCAAGCGCAUCUCGGGCCUCAUCUACGAGGAGACCCGCGGGGUGCUCAAGGUGUUCCUGGAGAACGUGAUCCGGGACGCCGUCACCUACACGGAGCACGCCAAGCGCAAGACGGUCACGGCCAUGGACGUGGUCUACGCGCUCAAGCGCCAGGGCCGCACCCUCUACGGCUUCGGCGGCUGAGCUCCGCAUCCGUUGCCUAAACCAAAGGCCCUUUUCAGGGCCUCCAUCCUUUCAUCUGAGGAGUUGCGAUGCUGGUUUAGUUCUAGCUUGUGGAAAAAGGAGUUUGGCCUUGAAGUAUCUGUUUCCGUCCUUGUGUUU